This is a messenger RNA of Thlaspi arvense, 6340 nucleotides long. Lineage: Eukaryota; Viridiplantae; Streptophyta; Magnoliopsida; Brassicales; Brassicaceae. The record is from the annotation of a GenBank genome assembly.
ACGAAAGGUCAAUAUUGUAAUUUCAGGAUACUCCCCCUUUUUCUUUUCUAAAAUCCACUUUAUUUUUCUUUUUUUUUUUGAUUUUUCUUUCGGAAAACCACUUUACGAAGGAAUCAUCGACUCGGUUUUUUCAUAAAUCCGCCAUAGAUCCGACACAAUACCGCCACAUCCGGGUUCGAAUCGCCCAGCUCGGUUUUACGCGUUGCAGCUGAGUGUUCAUUUUUCUUCUCCGUCUUCUUCUCCCUUUGCCAUGCUGUUUCAGGCUGAUUAGGGCUCAAGCUUUUGGUUUCGGAAAUCUGAAUCCUCUCCUUUAGGAUUUGAAUAUGGCUAGGGUUUAUAGUAACUGGGACAGGCUGGUUCGAGCCACCUUACGAAGAGAGCAAUUGAGAAGUUCAGGCCAAGGCCAUGAGCGUGUUAAUAGCGGACUUGCCGGAGCAGUUCCGCCUUCACUUGGACGAGCUACGAACAUCGACGCCAUCUUACAGGCUGCUGACGAGAUUCAGUCCGAGGAUCCCAAUGUCGCCAGAAUUCUAUGUGAGCAAGCGUACUCUAUGGCACAGAACUUGGACCCUAACAGUGAUGGUAGAGGUGUUCUUCAAUUCAAAACUGGUUUGAUGUCGGUGAUUAAGCAAAAACUUGCCAAGAGAGAUGGAGCUUCAAUAGACCGCAAUCGUGAUAUUGAACGGCUGUGGAAGUUUUACCAACUUUAUAAAAGACGGCAUAGAGUGGAUGAUAUCCAAAGGGAAGAGCAAAAAUGGAGAGAAUCAGGAACAAAUUUUUCUUCGAAUGUGGGGGAGAUCUUGAAGAUGAGGAAGGUCUUUGCCACAUUGAGGGCCUUAAUUGAAGUGUUAGAGCUUGGGCGAAUUAAAAAAGCCGAUGCCACUUUGUCUGCGGAACUAACUCCGUACAACAUUGUCCCUCUAGAAGCACAGUCCAUGACCAAUGCAAUUGGGGUUUUCCCUGAAGUCCGUGGUGCAGUACAGGCGAUUAAAUAUACUGAACAUUUCCCUAAGCUUCCUGAUGAUUUUGAGAUUUCCGGACAACGUGAUGCAGACAUGUUUGAUUUAUUGGAGUACAUCUUUGGGUUUCAGAGAGAUAAUGUAAGGAACCAACGGGAGCAUCUGGUUCUUACACUUUCAAAUGCACAGUCUCAGCUUAGUAUACCUGGCCAGAAUGACCCAAAAAUUGAUGAGAAAGCAGUCAAUGAGGUUUUCUUGAAGGUUUUGGAGAACUACAUCAAGUGGUGCAAAUACUUGAGGAUACGCCUUGUGUACAACAAGUUGGAAGCCAUUAACCGGGACAGGAAGCUGUUUCUUGUUUCUUUGUACUUCCUAGUCUGGGGCGAAGCUGCUAAUGUCCGAUUUCUUCCAGAGUGUAUCUGCUAUAUUUUUCACCAUAUGGCCAAGGAAUUGGAUGCGAAAUUGGAUCACGGAGAAGCUAUCUGUGCUGACAGUUGCUUAACUGAGACUGGUUCUGUAUCAUUUCUUGAGCGAGUUAUCUCUCCCAUAUAUGCAGCAAUGUCAGCGGAAACUGUUCGAAACAAUAAUGGGAAAGCUGCGCAUUCUGAAUGGCGGAAUUAUGAUGACUUCAAUGAAUACUUCUGGACACCUGGUUGCUUUGAGUUAAGCUGGCCUAUGAAGCUAGAGUCGCGAUUUUUAACUGGGCCCAAAGGGCGGAAAAGGACUGGUAAAAGCAGCUUUGUUGAGCAUCGGACAUACCUUCACCUUUUCCGAAGUUUUCACCGACUUUGGAUCUUCAUGGUUAUUAUGUUCCAGGCUUUGACGAUUAUAGCCUUCAGAAAAGAGCAGCUCGAUUUAGAUACUUUCAAGAUCUUACUCAGUGCUGGGCCUACAUAUGCUAUAAUGAACUUCAUUGAAAGUCUUCUCGAUGUUGUCCUUAUGUAUGGUGCCUACAGCAUGGCAAGAGGAAUGGCUAUAUCCAGGGUAGUUAUCAAGUUUUUCUGGUGGGGCUUGGGAUCAGUAUUUGUGGUAUAUCUUUACGUGAAGGUUCUGCAGGAAAGAACUAAACGAGACCCAAAUGAGUUCUUCUUCCGCUUAUACAUUCUUGUAUUGGGUUGUUAUGCCGCUGUUCGCCUCAUCUUUGGACUUUUAGUCAAACUUCCAGCAUGCCAUGCCCUGUCAGAAAUGUCAGAUCACUCUUUCUUCCAGUUUUUUAAGUGGAUAUAUCAGGAACGAUACUUCGUUGGUCGUGGCCUCUUUGAGAACAUAAGUGACUAUUGCAGGUAUGUGGGGUUUUGGUUGAUUGUCCUGGCCUCCAAGUUCACAUUUGCAUACUUUCUCCAGGCAAGAAUGUUUUUACUGCUAUAUAUUUUUGCUACUGCACAUAUUGUCCUGGCCUCCAAGUUACAUUUGCAACCUAUCAAACCACUCGUUAAACCCACCAACACUAUCAUUGAUCUUCCUUCGUUUCAAUAUUCAUGGCAUGAUAUUGUCUCAAAAAGUAACAAUCAUGCGUUGACCAUAGUUAGCUUGUGGGCUCCAGUUGUGGCGAUAUAUCUUAUGGAUAUUCAUAUAUGGUACACACUCUUGUCUGCAAUCAUUGGUGGCGUGAUGGGAGCUAAAGCUCGUCUAGGCGAGAUACGUUCCAUUGAGAUGGUUCAUAAGCGUUUUGAGAGUUUCCCAGAAGCUUUUGUUCAGAACCUCGUCUCUCCUGUUGUGAAAAGAGUACCAUUUGACCAACAUGUUUCUCAGGAUGGUCAAGAUAUGAACAAGGCAUAUGCUGCAAUGUUUUCCCCGUUUUGGAAUGAGAUAAUAAAAAGCUUGAGAGAGGAAGAUUAUAUCAGUAACAGGGAGAUGGAUUUGCUUUCAAUACCCAGUAACACGGGGAGUCUAAGACUAGUCCAGUGGCCCUUGUUUCUUCUCUGCAGUAAGAUUUUGGUCGCCAUUGAUUUGGCCAUGGAGUGCAAAGAAACACAGGAUUUACUGUGGAGACAAAUAUGCGACGAUGAAUACAUGGCGUAUGCAGUUCAGGAGUGCUAUUAUAGCGUUGAAAAAAUAUUGAAUUCCAUGGUUGAUGGUGAAGGGCGACGUUGGUUGGAAAGAGUUUUUCAAGAGAUCAGCAACAGUAUACAAGAGGGUUCCCUUGCUAUAACUCUAAAUCUUAAGAAGCUUCAAUUGGUCGUUUCCAGAUUUACUGCGUUAACUGGACUUUUGAUUCGACAAGAAACUCCAGAUCUUGCAAAAGGUGCUGCAAAAGCUAUGUUUGACUUUUACGAGGUGGUCACGCAUGACCUUCUUUCACAUGAUUUGAGGGAGCAGCUCGAUACAUGGAAUAUUUUAGCACGGGCUCGAAAUGAAGGGCGUCUCUUUUCUAGGAUAGAGUGGCCUAGGGAUCCAGAAAUUAUAGAGCAGGUGAAGCGGCUACACCUUCUUCUUACUGUGAAGGAUGCCGCUGCUAACGUCCCAAAAAAUCUUGAAGCAAGGAGAAGAUUGGAGUUUUUCACAAAUUCUUUAUUUAUGGACAUGCCUCAAGCAAGGCCAGUUGCUGAAAUGGUACCAUUCAGUGUCUUCACCCCAUACUACAGUGAGACAGUGAUCUAUAGCUCUUCAGAACUGCGAAGUGAGAAUGAAGAUGGGAUAUCUACUCUUUUUUAUCUUCAGAAGAUAUUCCCUGAUGAGUGGGAGAACUUCUUGGAGAGGAUUGGCAGGUCCGAUUCAACAGGGGAUGUAGAUCUUCAAGAAAGUGCAACUGAUGCUUUGGAGCUCCGGUUUUGGGUAUCUUUUCGGGGGCAGACUUUAGCAAGAACUGUACGAGGUAUGAUGUAUUACCGAAGGGCUUUGAUGCUCCAGAGUUUCUUAGAAAGACGAGGCUUGGGAGUGGAUGAUGUCUCCCUGACCAAUAUGCCACGAGGGUUUGAAUUGUCACCUGAAGCACGAGCUCAAGCAGACCUGAAAUUUACGUAUGUUGUGUCAUGCCAAAUUUACGGGCAGCAGAAACAGCAAAAGAAACCAGAGGCUACUGACAUCGCACUCUUAUUGCAAAGAUACGAGGCCCUUCGAGUCGCUUUCAUACACUCCGAGGAUGUUGGAGUUGAAGGGAAAAAAGAAUUUUACUCUAAGCUAGUGAAGGCUGACAUACACGGAAAAGAUCAGGAAAUUUAUUCAAUUAAACUCCCCGGAGAUCCUAAACUUGGAGAAGGAAAGCCUGAGAAUCAAAAUCAUGCGAUCGUUUUCACGCGUGGAGAAGCCAUCCAGACCAUAGACAUGAAUCAGGAUAAUUACCUAGAGGAGGCCAUCAAAAUGAGAAAUCUACUUGAGGAGUUUCAUGGAAAACAUGGAAUUCGACGUCCUACUAUUUUGGGAGUUAGAGAACAUGUUUUCACGGGAAGUGUUUCAUCAUUGGCGUGGUUUAUGUCCAAUCAAGAAACCAGUUUUGUGACUUUGGGUCAACGUGUUCUAGCAUAUCCACUUAAAGUUCGAAUGCACUAUGGGCACCCAGAUGUGUUCGAUAGAAUAUUUCAUAUAACUCGCGGAGGAAUCAGCAAAGCAUCCCGUGUUAUUAACAUCAGUGAAGAUAUAUAUGCUGGAUUUAACUCGACACUCAGGCAGGGAAAUAUCACCCACCAUGAGUACAUUCAGGUUGGUAAAGGAAGAGAUGUAGGACUCAACCAGAUUGCCCUAUUCGAAGGGAAGGUAGCGGGUGGAAAUGGAGAACAAGUUCUAAGUAGGGAUGUCUACAGAAUUGGGCAGCUGUUUGACUUUUUUAGGAUGAUGUCGUUCUACUUCACAACAGUUGGAUUCUAUGUCUGCACAAUGAUGACCGUCCUUACUGUGUACGUCUUUUUAUAUGGAAGAGUUUAUCUGGCCUUUUCUGGUGCUGAUAUUGCCAUCUCAAGAGUAGCCAAAUUGUCCGGUAACACUGCAUUGGAUGCUGCGCUAAAUGCACAAUUUUUAGUCCAGAUUGGAGUCUUUACUGCCGUCCCUAUGGUUAUGGGUUUCAUACUUGAACUUGGGCUGCUGAAGGCUAUUUUCAGCUUUAUUACAAUGCAAUUUCAGCUGUGUUCCGUCUUUUUCACAUUUUCUCUCGGCACAAGAACUCAUUACUUUGGACGUACUAUCCUUCACGGUGGUGCAAAGUAUCGAGCAACUGGCAGAGGCUUCGUGGUUCAGCACAUCAAGUUCGCCGAUAAUUACAGGCUUUAUUCUAGAAGUCAUUUUGUUAAAGCUUUUGAAGUAGCUCUACUGCUGAUAGUCUACAUUGCCUAUGGGUAUACAGACGGGGGUGCCGUUUCAUUCGUUUUGCUCACUCUUAGCAGUUGGUUCCUUGUAAUCUCCUGGUUGUUUGCACCCUAUAUCUUCAAUCCUUCUGGAUUCGAAUGGCAAAAGACUGUCGAGGAUUUUGAUAACUGGGUCAGUUGGCUUAUGUACAAAGGUGGAGUGGGAGUAAAGGGAGAGCUCAGUUGGGAGUCGUGGUGGGAGGAAGAACAGAUGCAUAUCCAAACACUAAGAGGACGGAUUUUGGAGACCAUUUUGAGCUUGAGGUUCCUCAUGUUUCAAUAUGGCAUCGUGUACAAGCUCGAUCUCACUAUGAAAAACACCUCACUUGUGCUCUAUGGCUACUCAUGGAUCGUAUUGGUUGCAAUUGUGCUUUUGUUUAAGCUAUUCUGGUAUAGCCCGAGGAAGUCGAGCAGCAUUCUUCUGGCGCUGCGUUUUCUACAGGGAGUGGUUUCACUCACAUUCAUCGCCCUCAUCGCUUUAGCCAUCGCGUUAACAAAUUUAUCCAUUCCAGACAUGUUUGCAUGUGUCCUCGGCUUCAUCCCGACCGGUUGGGCAAUACUGUCUCUAGCCAUUACAUGGAAACGGGUGAUCAAACUCUUUGGCUUGUGGGAAACAGUACGUGAGUUUGGACGUAUCUAUGAUGCUGCGAUGGGUAUGCUCAUAUUUGCUCCGAUUGCUCUGCUUUCGUGGUUCCCAUUCAUCUCCACGUUCCAGUCUCGUCUCCUCUUCAACCAAGCCUUCAGUCGCGGACUCGAGAUCUCCAUUAUCCUCGCCGGAAACAGAGCGAAUGUUGAAACCUGAUUAGAGAAAGAGAGAGUUUAGUGUGGAAGUAGAAGAGACCUAAGGAGUUACUAAUAGGCCAUUUUGUUUGUUGGAAUGUAAAAUGAGCUUUGUAGAGUUUGUUAGGACUGUCAUUGAAAGCUCAUCGACUUGGAUUUUUUUUAUCUCUUUUUGUAAUCUUAUUUUAUGUUUUCUCUAAGCUCAAAUCUUGUGUGUUUAUUUAGCCUUGACUAUUGAUAACUUGAUUUUUCUCAAAUUGAGAUAUGUUUGUUUUCUGAAAAUCUUUGAUCUUCUGGCUCAAGACUUUUACUAGCAUUUCCUCA